This is a messenger RNA of Saimiri boliviensis boliviensis (Bolivian squirrel monkey), 1158 nucleotides long. RefSeq names its product transmembrane protein 92 (gene TMEM92). Gene Ontology annotation, cellular component: nucleoplasm. Lineage: Eukaryota; Metazoa; Chordata; Mammalia; Primates; Cebidae. The record is from RefSeq and is a predicted model, not a curated record.
AUUCCCAAAACCCAGCCGAGACCUCCGCGCCUCGCUUCCUCCUCCCAGGCCCUCCCUGCCCGGUGUCCGCCCCUCCCGGUGCAGCUCCGCCCCCAUCCCGAGGCGGGGCCCCGAAGGUGGAGGGAAGUGGGAGAGGUCGCAGCCCCACCUCCUCUACAGGAAAGCUCAGUGGCCCCCAUGCCAGGAUGUCCCAAGCUUGGGUCCCCGGCCUCGCGCCCACCUUGCUGCUCAGCUUGCUGGCUGGCCCCCAAAAGGUUGUAGCCAGAUGUGGUCUCUUCCUCACCUGCCCCAAAGGAUUCAAAUGCUGUGGCGACAGCUGCUGCCAGGAGAAUGACAUCUUCACUGGCCCUGUGAGGAUCUUCAUCAUCACCUUCCUGGUCGUCGUGUCCCUCUUUUGCAUCUGUGGCCUGGCUAAGUGUUUCUGUCGCAACUGCAAAGAGCUGGAGCCAGACACCCCAGUGGAUUGCCGGGGGCCCCUGGAACUGCCUUCCAUCAUCCCCCCAGAGAGGGUCAGAGCACCCCUCUCUGCAUCCCCACCCCCCUACAGUGAGGUGAUUCUGAAGCCCACCUUGGGCCCAACUCCCACAGAGCCACCCCCUCCCUACAGCCCCUACAGCUUUAGGCCUGAAGAAUAUACCAGGGACCAGAGGGGCAUUGACAACCCAGCCUUCUGAGUCAUCUCCUGCCUGGAAUCCUGCCAUCAGCAGCCUUCUCCCCAGUGGACCCUGGAUCAAGCCAGAGACUGCUGGCACCCCAGGAGUGCCCCUGCCCGACCUGCCACGUCUCCGUUCAUUCUCGGAUUUAACUUACUGCUUUUUCUGCUUCUGUUUCCACCCCAGCUGCCUCUCUUGUCCUAAGGGUUAGGCUGGAGUGACAGUAUCGGCCCACCCCCCAACCCAAGAAAGAGGCUGCCAGGAGGAGAAUGCCAGCCAUUGGAGGUGCCCAACAGGAGAAUGGGCUACUCUGAGGGGUAGUAAGAGCCCCAUUUCUGGAGGCAUGCAAAUCUUGACUGGACAGCCAGCUCUGAGAUUUUAUCAGGGCACUUCUCUACCUGUGGGAGAUUGAACUGGAUGAGCUCUGAACCAGCUUCCAGGACUACCUGAAUAGAGAACUCAUUGUACCCACCCCAACACAUGAUAAACACAUGUCCUCACUGAA